This is a messenger RNA of Punica granatum (pomegranate), 1876 nucleotides long. The record is from RefSeq and is a predicted model, not a curated record. NCBI's taxonomy places the organism in Eukaryota, Viridiplantae, Streptophyta, Magnoliopsida, Myrtales, Lythraceae.
AAGCAUUCUGAAACCUACUGUACAAAUAGAAACUCACCCUUCUCCAUAUGAUUUUAAGAAGAACAAGAAACCACACCGACACCAGCUAGUGUUUUAUUAUUAACCAAUGGACCUUCUGGAUAUCCUCAUACUGGUCUUCACCGCGCUCCUCCUCUGCUUGUGGUGGCGGUACUCCUCCACCAAUGUCGCCAAGAACCUCCCCCCGGGUCCACGGGGGUGGCCGCUCGUGGGAAACCUGGCCCAAGUCAUCCUCCAGCGCCGGGCCUUCAUCUUCGUCGUUCGUGAUUUACGGAAAAAGUAUGGCCCCAUCUUCACCAUGCAAAUGGGCCAGCGUAAGCUGGUCAUAGUGACAAGCUCAGAGCUCAUCCACGAAGCCCUCGUGAAGCGUGGCCCGCAGUUCGCAACUCGGCCACCCGACUCGCCUAUCCGUCUGAUCUUCAGCGUGGGGAAAUGUGCCAUCAACUCCGCCAUGUAUGGUCCCCUAUGGCGCACCCUUCGCCGGAACUUUGCCAACGAGCUGGUAAACCCGAUGAGAAUCAGACAGUGUGGAUGGAUCCGAAGGUGGGCAAUGGAGAACCACAUGGAGAGGCUGAGGAGAGAAGCCCUAGAGAAGGGUUUUGUUGAGGUUAUGAGCAACUGUAGGCUCACUAUCUGUAGCAUUCUCAUAUGCCUAUGUUUCGGUGCAAAGAUCUCCGAGGAUCAAAUUAAGAACAUCGAGAGCGUGCUCAAGGAGGUGAUGCUUAUGACUGCCCCGAAUAUCCCUGACUUCUUCCCCAUUCUGACACCGAUUUUCACCCGCCAGCUGAGGGCAGCGAAGGAUCUGAGGAAGCAGCAGAUGGAUUGCCUGGUCCCGCUCAUACAAGCCAGAAAAGCCUUCUUGGAGGAUAGCAGUGGCGGCGGAGGGGAUAUCGAGAUGGCAAGCCCAGUGGGGGCGGCCUAUGUGGACUCACUCCUUGCCCUCAAGCCACCGGGGAGAGAAGGUGAUUGCCUUGGAGAGGAGGAGCUUGUCACAUUGUGUUCCGAGGUCAUCAGUGCGGGGACUGACACAAGCGCUACGACCCUCGAGUGGGCCUUGCUCCACCUUGUCCAAGAACAAGAGAUCCAAGAGAAGCUAUAUAAGGAAAUUGUGGGCCGAGCAGGGAGGAACGGCCCGAUCACCGAGGAGGACGUGGAGAAUAUGGCCUACCUAGGAGCGGUGGUGAAGGAGACUUUUCGACGCCACCCCCCAAGCCACUUCCUCCUGUCGCAUGCGGUGACCGAGGAGACGGAGCUGGGUGGCUACACAAUCCCAGCAGAUGCUAAUGUGGAGUUCUACACUGCAUGGGUGACUGAAGACCCGGCCCUGUGGAAAGGGCCAGAUGAGUUCAGGCCCGAUAGGUUCCUAGAUGGGGACGGCGUUGAUGCGGACGUCACUGGAGCCAAAGGGGUCAGAAUGUUGCCCUUUGGCGCAGGUCGUAGGAUUUGUCCUGGGAUGACUCUAGGCACGCUCCAUGUUCACUUGAUGCUAGCCAGGAUGGUCCAGGCUUUCAAAUGGUUUCCGGUUCCCGACGACCCACCCGACCCAACAGAGACCUUUGCCUUCACCGUCGUGAUGAAAAAUCCCCUCAAGGCAGUUAUCGUCCCUAGGUUUAGUUGCCGCUAGUUAGCUACCUAAACAGACUAUUAACUCCGUACCUAGUCGAAAACCUAAUAGCACAUGGGUACGAAAAUAUAGAUAUGCCGGCCCCUUAAUGCGAUAUUGGUGUGAACCUUUAGCUAAGCCUAUAAUAUUAUACUUAUGUAAUUGUGUCCAUUUCAAAGCAUGUUUACAUUAGUUAUAAAUUCAAGAUGCAGUAUAACUGCACCCUACGUACGUUAAACCAUUAUCUUCGAUCGA